UAUUCCAGGCACUUGCGGCUCGUCUGCAGCGGUAGGAGCGAAGGAGGCGAGAGACCAGAGAGGAGCUCACCUCCUCAAGCUGCGAGUGAGGCAGGGACGAAAAGAAAGAGAGAGAGAGACAGAGACAGAGAGAGGAGAAAGAGAAGAAGGCUGUGGAGUAACAACCAAAGAAAGACAAGAAAGAGAGAGACAGAGACAGAAAGAGAGAGAAGACGGCAGCGGCUCGGCGGAGGAGUGUUUAAUUGUCUGCGCUAAAGUGUCUUUUACGCACAGAUUCGACAUGUCAUCGUCCGGCAAAGACAACAGCGGUGCCCAGCACGCCAAUCACGUGGGACCUUACCGUUUGGAGAAGACACUGGGGAAGGGACAGACAGGCUUGGUCAAGCUGGGAAUCCACUGUGUAACAUGCCAGAAAGUCGCCAUAAAGAUUGUUAACCGGGAGAAACUCAGCGAGUCAGUACUAAUGAAGGUCGAGCGAGAAAUAGCUAUUCUGAAGCUCAUAGAACACCCACACGUUUUAAAGCUACACGACGUCUACGAAAAUAAAAAGUACUUGUACCUUGUGCUAGAACAUGUGUCUGGCGGGGAACUGUUUGACUACCUGGUGAAGAAAGGCAGGUUAACGCCGAAAGAGGCCAGGAAAUUCUUCCGACAGAUCAUGUCUGCGCUGGAUUUCUGCCACAGUCAUUCCAUAUGCCACAGGGAUCUGAAGCCAGAGAACCUGUUGCUAGAUGAAAAGAACAACAUCAGGAUAGCAGACUUCGGCAUGGCCUCCCUCCAGGUCGGAGACAGUCUGCUGGAAACCAGCUGUGGAUCUCCACACUACGCCUGCCCAGAGGUCAUCAGGGGAGAGAAGUAUGACGGGAGGAAAGCAGACGUCUGGAGCUGUGGGGUCAUUCUAUUUGCCCUGUUGGUGGGUGCCCUGCCGUUUGAUGAUGACAACCUGAGGAAUCUUCUGGAGAAGGUGAAGUUGGGAGUGUUUCACAUGCCACACUUCAUUCCACCAGACUGUCAGAACCUGCUCCGCGGCAUGAUUGAAGUGGACGCUACCAAAAGACUAACGUUAGAACAGAUCCAGAAGCACACAUGGUACAUAGCGGGGAAGAACGAGCCGGAGCCCGAGCAGCCGGUGCCCAGGAAGGUGACGAUCCGCAGCCUGCCCUCCGCAGACGAUGUGGACCCCGACGUCCUGGACAGCAUGCACUCCCUGGGCUGCUUCAGGGACAAGAACAAACUGCUGAAAGACCUGCUGUCAGACGAAGACAACCAGGAAAAGAUGAUCUACUUCCUGCUAUUGGACCGUAAGGAGAGAUAUCCAAGCCAGGAGGAUCAGAACCUCCCCCCUCGCAAUGAGAUCGAUCCUCCCCGGAAGCGGGUCGACUCUCCCAUGUUGGCCCGUCACGGGAAGAGGAGACCGGAGAGGAAGUCCAUGGAGGUCCUCAGUGUCACAGACGGAGGCUCGCCUGUGCCGGCCAGGAGGGCCAUCGACAUGACACAGCACGGCCAACGUAAAUCAGUGUACAGUAAAAGCUUGGAUAUUCCUGACGCCCGUACAAAAUGCAGCCAAGACGAAAGGUCGCGGUCUAUCAGCGGCGCCUCCUCCGGCCUCUCCACCAGCCCCCUCAGCAGCCCACGGCCUGUCAGAAAGUUUUGUGUGCCGCCUCAGCCCGCAGACAUGUCCCAGUCCCCCAACACCAGCCCCUGCCCGUCUCCAGAGCCUGUCCCCAAUCGCACGGGCCCGUGUGUCUCCACCCCCAACUCGCUCUCUCCAAACACCGAGCUCCUGCCGCUGUCGCUCAACAAGACGCAGACGCUCCCGGCCAAACCCAAACUCGCCCCGAAGCCCCUCCAGGCCACACGAUCCAACCCGCUCCCCGACACCUUCCCAGGUCCAGGGGCCAAAUCGGAGCCGUCCUCUCCCUGCCUGCUCCCUUCACAUGCUCCCAUCCCGAACAGCCCACACGUACGGCGCUCCCAUUUUGCCGCCGGCCCCCAGCUCUCCGUGUCCUUUAGCCCGGUGGUGCCCCUGUCGCCCAUCCGGCUGCACCACUUUCACCCCGUGGCACCGGCUUCUUCUGCUUUCUCUGACCACCCACCCAAAUCUAUCCCCCUCAUACAGGUUACCCCCCACCCCUCCCCUCGAGGCAGCCCCCUCCCCACCCCAAAGGGCACCCCGGUGCACACUCCCAAGGACAGCCCAGCCGGGACCCCCAACCCGACGCCGCCCCCCAGCCCUUCCAUUGGAGGCAUGCCAUGGAGGACGCGUCUCAACUCCAUCAAGAACAGCUUCCUGGGCUCGCCACGCUUCCACCGCAGGAAACUCCAAGUUCCCACACAAGAGGAGAUGUCCAGCCUCACACCAGAGUCUUCCCCAGAACUUGCCAAAAAAUCCUGGUUUGGUAACUUCAUCAACCUGGAAAAAGAGGAGCAGAUCUUCAUCGUGAUCCAGGACAAGCCUCUGAGCUCCAUCAAGGCCGACAUCGUUCAGGCCUUUCUCUCGAUCCCCAGCCUCAGCCACAGCGUGAUCUCCCAGACCAGCUUUCGAGCGGAGUACAAGUCCACGGCCGGACCCACAGUCUUCCAGAAGCCGGUCAAGUUCCAGGUGGACAUCACCUACACGGAGAGCACGGCCGCCACCAAGGAGAACGGCAUCUACUCCGUCACCUUCACCCUGCUCUCAGGACCCAGCCGGCGCUUCAAGCGAGUAGUGGAGACGAUCCAGAGUCAGUUGUUAAGCACACACGACCAGCCCGGGGUCCAGCAGCUGUCUGGCAGCCCAUUGAGUAACUUCUUUGACGUAAUUAAACAACUUUUUUCAGACGAGAAGAACGGCCAGGGGCCCUACGGCCCGGGCACGCCCUCCAAGCGCUGCCCCUCGCCCAUGCACGCCCGGAGGCACGAGCACGAGCACAAUGACACCAAGUGCCCGGCGGCGGGCCGAGACAGGGCCAAGUUGUCCAUGUCGUCUCUGGGGACACAAGAGGAGUCUUAAACUGCGACACUGGGUAGUCGGGCCAGUGCUAAAAACCCAUCCCAGCAUAAGCCAGCGACAAAGAGAGAAUAUCUGUAUAUAGCUAGAUGUAUAUAAUCAUUUAUGGACCUUUUUUUGUAUAAAAUAACUUUAUAUAGACAGAAAUAUAUUAAGAGAAAGAGAUAUUUUAACAAGGAGCAUUCUGCACCUACACCACAAACACACUCCCUCCAUUCCCUUUUGCAUUUACGCCUCAGUGUCCACCACCACC
Messenger RNA from Pleuronectes platessa (European plaice), 3242 nucleotides. RefSeq names its product serine/threonine-protein kinase BRSK2. The record is from RefSeq and is a predicted model, not a curated record. The transcript is spliced from 21 exons. Lineage: Eukaryota; Metazoa; Chordata; Actinopteri; Pleuronectiformes; Pleuronectidae. Gene Ontology annotation, molecular function: protein serine/threonine kinase activity; tau-protein kinase activity; ATP binding. Gene Ontology annotation, cellular component: cytoplasm. Bases 281 to 2992 code for a protein of 903 amino acids. Gene Ontology annotation, biological process: microtubule cytoskeleton organization; protein phosphorylation; intracellular signal transduction.